Messenger RNA from Mercenaria mercenaria, 1081 nucleotides. RefSeq names its product deleted in malignant brain tumors 1 protein-like. Gene Ontology annotation, cellular component: membrane. Bases 26 to 1081 code for a protein of 351 amino acids. The record is from RefSeq and is a predicted model, not a curated record. Lineage: Eukaryota; Metazoa; Mollusca; Bivalvia; Venerida; Veneridae. The transcript has 7 exons.
UGGUGCUUCUACCGGAGUGAAAGACAUGCUUCUUCUCCUCCUCGUUUGGAUACUGGCUUUGAUACAAAGUGGUGUAGUAUCAGGUAACAGUGUCCUAGAUGCCAACGGAGUACGACUAGUAGGUGGUACAGGUCCAUAUGGUGGAAGAGUAGAAAUUAAGAUAAAUGGAAUAUGGGGGACAAUAUGUGAUGAUUCCUUUGAUAUCAGAGAAGCUAAAGUCUUGUGCAGGAUGAUGAAUUUGUCUGCUACCAUGUAUUUUCCGGGUGCUCGGUAUGGACAUGGAAUUGGUCCAAUAUUUGCUGACAGACUCUCUUGUAUUGGGUACGAGACACACAUACGUGAAUGCUCUUUCGUUACCAACACACUUUGUUACCACUCAAGAGAUGUUUCCAUCAUUUGCACUGCAUGUGGUCAGUUCAAUGUAUAUAACGGGCAGAUAUCUUCUGUGUCUUCAAAUGGAAACGUUUUGACGACUUCCUGUAACAGUGGGUUUGUAUCAAAUGCGACUACGGUUGAGUGUAGAAGGUCAGGAACCUGGUCUGUCGGAUCACUAUCCUGCAAAAUGCCUACGGAUCCAGGUUAUCCACUACCGAUAUCUGACAUACGGCUUUCAAAUGGGGUUGGUCUAUAUGAUGGUAGAAUUGAGGUUCAGGUCAAUAACACGUGGGGGACGAUUUGCGGCUCAUCAUUCUCGACUGGUGAAGCCAGUGCGAUUUGUAGCAUGCUUGGAUACUCGACAAAUUAUCGACAGUACUAUGGAUCUUCAUCUACCUACGGACAGGGUUCCGGUCCUAUAUACAUCGACAAACUGGAUUGUACUGGUUCGGAAAAGGAAAUGAACAAAUGCACAUAUCGCGUGAACAACUCCUGUAGCCAUAGUAAUGAUGCGGCGGUCGCUUGCAAUAAAAAUCCACUAAAUAUCACGGAUAUACGAUUGGUCAAUGGUACCGGGCUGUAUGAUGGACGGGUUGAGCUUUUUGUAGAUGGUAUUUGGGGAACUAUCUGUGGCUGGUCAAUAAACACAAAUGCAGUUGAAACUCUCUGUAGAAUGAAGGGAACAGGAUUAAGGCAAGUAGCCUGA